ACCUGGGGGCCGCCUCGGGCCCAGCGCCGAGUAUGGGACAAGAUAGGAGAUCCUGGACACGCCACGGCCAGCACGGCACGCAGGGAGAAGCCCGGUGUCCCUUCGGCGGUCCUGGCCAGGACAGCGGCGCGAGCCUGGCCGGACGGGAGCGGGUAGGGGAGACGGCAACCAUCCGACGCUCCACGAGCAGCCAGCCCCACCAUCGGCAACGCUGGCCACCCUUGGAACGAGCCUACCGGAUGGACCCUGACCGCCCUGACCCACGUCUGUCGUCUCUGCCUAAGGAAACCCUGACUCUCCUUCGGGCACCCACGCUUGGAGAGGUCAGCCUGCCUCAACAUCGUUCCCCCCUGCAUGGAGGGAGGAGCCCGAGUCCCCUUCGGCCGGCCCCACUUGCGGGAGGAAGCCCGAGGUCGCUUCGGCCACACAGCCCAGACGGGAGAGCACGACCAUGGAAGGACGGGAACAGAUCUGGGACCAUCUUGGGCCAGCCACGACUGGAGGGAGAAGUCCUGGGCCGCUCCGGCAAGCCACGUCUGGAGGGAGAAGACCGACGCCCCUUCGUCCCGCCUGGCACUGAGAGCGGUGAGAGCAUGGAAGACCGGGAGCCGGUAGGGGAGAGAGUGACCAGCCGCCGCUGGAGAGACAGCCAGGACCACCUGACGAGAGGCUUGCCCCCCCGACCCCUGCCCGCAAAAAUCCAGGCCACCCUCGAAACCCCUCGAAAGAUGCCGUGCUCGGACACCGGCCACCACACGUCCGGCUACGUCAACGUGAACCCCGCCCCUCCUUCAUCUAGCCUCGUCUGCCGCCCAAUUCCUCCACCCUCCUUCAGCCGUCAACGCCUGAAGUGACCCUCACACACGCAUAUACCACCCCCUCACCCUUGAACACCUUCUUCUACACAAUAAAACU
This is a messenger RNA of Perognathus longimembris pacificus (Pacific pocket mouse), 915 nucleotides long. RefSeq lists its product as uncharacterized. The transcript is spliced from 3 exons. The record is from RefSeq and is a predicted model, not a curated record. Lineage: Eukaryota; Metazoa; Chordata; Mammalia; Rodentia; Heteromyidae. Bases 33 to 854 code for a protein of 273 amino acids.